Molecule: messenger RNA, 5512 nt
Organism: Rhopilema esculentum
Lineage: Eukaryota; Metazoa; Cnidaria; Scyphozoa; Rhizostomeae; Rhizostomatidae
Product: phosphatidylinositol 4,5-bisphosphate 3-kinase catalytic subunit beta isoform
Biological process (GO): phosphatidylinositol-3-phosphate biosynthetic process; phosphatidylinositol-mediated signaling; cell migration
Cellular component (GO): phosphatidylinositol 3-kinase complex; plasma membrane; cytoplasm
Molecular function (GO): 1-phosphatidylinositol-3-kinase activity; 1-phosphatidylinositol-4-phosphate 3-kinase activity
Source: RefSeq, a predicted model, not a curated record
CAACAUAACAUAGUGAGUUGAUUGAAAACGAAUCAGGAAGUUGGGAGGUUCAUGUUUCAAGAUAAGUAGUUCAAAAACUGGGAAGGUUGUUUCCUCGUAAGCUCUCUCUAUGUAUCUCCCAUAGUGCUAAACUUCGUUUCCACGAUGGCGCCUUACGAUCCACUGAAUUUUAGCUUUUGGAGCAAUCACACAAGGGAGAGUGCUGUUACUAUAGACAGCUUAAUGCCGAAUGGCCUAUGUAUCCAGAGAAUGGUUCAAGCUGAUACGGCAAUUCGCGAUUUCAAGUCUGAUCUGUGGAAUGAAGCAAGCAAGCUGCCUUUAUUUCACUUGCUGAAAGAAUCUAAACAUUAUGUACUAUCUUGUGUGAACAAUAAAGGAGGGUUGGAAGAACUUGUUGAUGAAAACAGAACGAUUUUUGAUGUUCAGCCUUUUAAACCCUAUUUUAAAGUUGUCAAGAAGCAAGGAGAUGAAACUGAAAAAUUGGUCAAUUCGAAGAUAAAUAUGCUCAUCGGAAAAAGCUUAACUGAGUUCGAUGGCAUGAUGAAAAAUGACGAAAUACGCGAUUUCAGAAAAAAGUACCGAUCUGUUUGCGAACAAGUUUAUAACCUUAGACGAAGAGCCAAUUGGGAGGAAAGGGCAAUGUAUGCUUACCCUCCUCAAUUUGCCAACACACUGGACUUCCCAGAUUAUUUGAAAUCUAAAAUGACUUCCAACUUGAUAGUAAAUGUUUCCAUUGCAGAAGGAAUAACUCAUACCUUUACCUUGCCGUUUGACUGUUCAGUUGAACAACUACUGUUGGAGGCAUUGGAAAAGAAAAAGGUCGUUCUUCAGUUACGAGAAAGGGAAGAUCCGUCAGAUUUUAUGCUUAAGAUAGCUGGCAAAACAAGCUUUGUCUUUGGAAGAUGUAUUGAUGAUGAAGAGCCAGUUUUACUUCAUUUUGAAUAUAUUCAAGCAUGUAUCACAGAUGAUGAAAGACCCCAUCUUUCAUUGGUGAAAAAGUCUGAUCUUGUAGUUGAAGAGAGAAUCAGAACAAAAACUGUUGCAGGACCUCCCCCUCCUCUUCCUGAAAGACCAAGGCAAAGUACAAUUUCUCUUUGGGAUAUUGGACAAGAAUCCAUGCUCAAGAUUAAAGUUGUCUGUGCAACAAACAUCAAUGCAUUUGGGAUGCAAGUGGCAGUUAGGUGUGGAAUCUAUCAUGGUGCUGAGGCUUUGUGCGAUAUUAUGACCACUUCAAAACAAAGUGGACGAAAAUUGAAUUGGAAUGAGUUUAUGGAAUUUAAUUUACCUGUGUGUGAUAUUCCACGUAUGGCAAGGAUGUGUUUUUGUAUUUAUGGUGAAAAAGAAACAAAAAGGAACCAAACAUCAGUUCCAUUAUCUUGGGCAAAUGUUACUAUGUUUGAUUACAAUGGAAAUUUACGAUCUGGCCAGCAAACACUCCAUGCUUGGGUCUGCCAUGGCAACGAUUGCAUAACAAUGCCACUAAAUCCACUUGGCACAGUCGUUUCAAGUAGCCUCCAAGACAAUGGCCCCCGUUUGCUUAUUGAAUUCACCAAGUUUGCAGAGCCAGUUAGCUACCCUACUGAAGAAAGGGUUAUGGAGCUAGCUGCUCACGUUGUUCAGUUUUCACCAGGAGCGAAUCCAUUAGCGACGAGAGGCAGUAAGCAGCAUCGUGCCAAUAUCGAAGAAAUAAUUCAACGAGACUUACUUCUUCCUAUGUUUGAGCAGGAUAAAGAUUUGCUAUGGUUCUUAAGAGCGGAGUGUUGUGAAGAAUACCCAACUUCUUUACCGAAACUUCUUCAGAGUAUGAAUUGGAACAAACGAGAAGACGUUGCGCAGAUGUACUUCUUGCUUCACUCCUGGCGGAAAGAUAGGCUGAGCCCUGAGGUUGGAUUAGAGCUGCUUGAUUACAUGUACCCUGACGAAAAAGUGCGAAAAUUUGCCGUUGAGUUACUGGAUUGUUUGAGAGACAACGAAUUGGAAUUGUACUUGCUACAGCUUGUUCAAGUUUUGAAAUAUGAAUCAUACCUGGACUGCUCACUUGCACGUUUUUUGCUGAAAAGGGCUCUAAAUAAUCGCCGUAUUGGGCAUUUUUUGUUCUGGUAUUUGAGAUCUGAGAUGCAUAACCCGGAGGUAGCUGUCCGAUUCGGGCUAAUGAUGGAGGCCUACUUUAGAGGUAGCGUUGGCCAUCUUGAAAGUCUGACUAAGCAGUAUGAAGCCUUGAAUAAACUGAAAACAAUUACAGAGAUGUUGAAGCAAUCGUCACUCAAAAAUCAAGAACAGCUUGAAUUAAUGAGGGAAUGUCUGAGAAAAUAUAAUGACAAGGGAACAUUUACAGGCUUGGAUUGCCCCUUGGAUCCAAGUAUACGACUCAAAGGAAUUAAAGCAAAGUCAUGCAAGUACAUGAAUUCAGCUAAGCGUCCGCUUUGGCUUGUCUUUGAAAAUGAUGACGAACUUGGCAAUGAUGUUCUCAUAAUUUUCAAGAAUGGAGAUGAUUUGAGGCAAGACCUACUAACCUUGCAGACUUUAAGAAUUAUGGACCGUGUGUGGAAAUCGGAAGGACUUGAUCUCAGAAUAAAGCCAUAUAACUGCUUGCCUACGGGUGACAUGAUUGGGUUAAUCGAAGUAGUUCAAAAUGCAGAAACAAUCGCGAGAAUUCAGGCAAAAUCAGGUUUGGGUGGAGUGAUCAAGGACAAAAUUUUGUAUGAGUGGUUACGUGGCAUUGGUACUAGCCCUGAAAGAUGCAAUCAAAUGGUUGAGAAAUUCCGCUUGUCUUGUGCUGGCUAUUGUGUUGCUACGUACGUCCUUGGCAUUGGGGACAGGCACAAUGACAACCUAAUGAUACAUUCAAAUGGGGAGAUGUUCCACAUCGACUUUGGUCAUAUUCUUGGAAAUUAUAAGCGAAAGUUCGGAAUUCGUCGUGAAAGAGUUCCAUUUGUGUUGACUGAGGAUUUCCUGCACAUCAUAUACAACCGUCAAAAGAGUACUCAAGUUGUCGAUAGGUUUCGUCAACUUUGCCUAGAUGCCUUCAUGAAGCUGAGACGCCAGGGCAACUUGUUCAUGACUUUGUUCUCAAUGAUGAUGUAUACAGGGCUACCAGAGCUUCAAAAACCUGAGGAUCUGGAAUAUCUUCGCAACAGUCUCGCUCUUGGGAAAACAGACGAGGAAGGCGAACAGCAUUUUGUUAAUUGCUUCAACAAGGCUCAUGAAGGAAGCUGGAUGACGUCUGUGAAUUGGUUGGUACACAACUUUAAACAUUACUGGAUCGGUUAAGUAUACCAUUGAAGCGGUGGAUAAAAAAUUGGUAGUUGCUUAGCAUUUCUGCCAAAGGAAGGAUCUUAUUUUGAACUUGUAAUGGUGCGUUGAUCACCAUAUAGUCCAUGUUUGAAUUUGACUGUUUGUUGUUGGCAGUACAGAUAAUUGUGUGUAUCUGAAAGAUAUCACCUCUCAUGUCAUUUAUACAUCGAAACUUGCAGCAAAUUUAAUUAAGAGCUAGAAAUCUAAAACUUCAUUAAGCGCUGUCCUUAUCACCUGAUGAUACUCUAUUUAAUUUAAACAAAUUCUUAUAACAAUUGUUAGAAAUAAUAUCUUCAGUUGACAUCGAAAUUUUAGGCCUAUUAUAAGUCGUUCUUGAUAGGCCAUUGAAUGCCUUAUUAUGUCACAAUAUAUCUCUCCAGUAAGUUAGGUUUUCCCUAGUAAAAAGUGAGUAAAAAAUAAGUAGUACCCACAUCGAUAGUUAUCAGAUAAUUGGGUAUAUAUAAAUUUUGAAAUCGUACCUCGAAACCAAACUUGACCGAAAACUACCGGUUCUUCACAAUAGAGUGUAUCAAUUUUCUCAAUGUGUCAAAAAGUAAUCUUUUUCUUUGUGGGUAUUUAUUUGUGGGUUCAUAGUUACUCCAGUUUUGCUUAAGCUCUUCCUAACAAAUAAACCAACUAUCCUUAAUUAAAAGGUUAAAUGCUGCAAGCUCGAUGGCCUGACCAUAAGAAAUGACUUUCGAGGUCAGCUUUAUCAACAUAAUUGAAAGUUUAUCGUGAGAUAAGUAUUAAGAUUGAAUAAUUAGAUCGUCAUUGAGAUUUCAUAUUAGAGGCAAGCAAAGUUUAAGAUAAUUACAUUAUAUUAGUUCUUAGAUAUUUGUAUGUGUUAUAAAAAAACCAUGGUCAUACAAAAAUCAGCACUACUAACCUUAAGGAAUGUGGUAUUAUGAUGACAUCAGCAAAAUAUAAAUGUGUGAGAAUCUUGUGAGGAACGGCUUAGUACUUUCUGUUCAAAAUUCUGAGUUAAUUCUGCUCGUUUUAGAUUUGAAUUAAGCUACAAUGCCUGCCAGAAUUAUAUGGAACACCCGGCAAUUUCGUUGUAUUUUUUUAUAUCUUUCCUUAAAUACUACAACUUCCACCCCCUUCCCCCCUAAAACAAUGCUGGUACUCUAGAAAAAUAUCAUAUAAGUUUUAAGUAUCAUAAAUAUCGUACCUGCCAAAAAACGUAUCUCCUUUUUUGUAGUAAAUAAGCAUUGAUAAACCCAUUGGUAUUUUAUAGUAAAUUAUACAACGAGGAGCCGGGGGAUGACUCAAUUCGUCUUUGAAAAUUUACGUCAAUGUUCAAAGACUUUCGACAGGCAUUGUAGAUUUUUAUUUUUGCAUGCAAGGUAUUAAAUUCGUAUCACUUACGUUGUUUCUUGUUAUCAAAAGGACUAGUGCUAUCUUUAUGAUUGAUCAUUAGAUCUAUUUAACCUCCGUCAAAUUUUUUCUUUAUCUCGUUUAUUAUUCAUGGCAGAUAAAUCCGCUUUGAGAAAUGCUUGCCGCAUUGCUAGAUCGAGAGAACCUUUCCAAUCACUGGUGCAAUUGUCAGUAAAAUGACUAAUUGCGUCCACUGAAAAUUACAAUUUAACCAAUCCAGAUAAUUUUGAACAGAAUUUAAAUGCUAUCAAAGUCAUAUUCUCCUUGAGAAAUGGUUGCCGCAUUGACAAAAAAUAAUCACACGUGGUUCCAUCACGGAAAUAAUAUAACAAUAAUCAUUUUCUAUACAUCAUAACAAACAUUACUUAAAAACCGGCAACUAUUUCUAAUAGCAUGUAAACAUGAACCAUUUUACAGUACACAAACGGCAUCUGAAGUUAACUUCAGUGGAUGAAAAUUCACUCGACGCUGACGUCAUACUAAGUGAUUAUUUAGGUGAUUAGGCCCUUAAGAAAAUAAGAACAGUAUUUGGAUUUUAUGCUGCCAGGGAAUUAUCGAUUCGUUAUAGCCUAAAACUUAGUUAAUAGAAGCAUAGGAAAAGUUCUGCAAUAGGCUAGAAAGCACUGACUUUGUAUUUACAUCUUGUGGAAUGCAUUGGUUCAGGUAAAUACAUAAUGUUUAAAUUGUUGAUAAUCUGUAUCAAAAAACAUUUACUUUUGACUUGAAAAUUUUGCCACCGUCCCAUUUUUCAACGUACGGUCUAGGUGUUAACAUUCCUUGUUUGUCUUAUUACAUACUUAUAAAUAUGAUUCCCAAUCAAGAAAGAUGGUAAAAGCUUUUU